Messenger RNA from Haemonchus placei, 285 nucleotides. Lineage: Eukaryota; Metazoa; Nematoda; Chromadorea; Rhabditida; Trichostrongylidae. The record is from the annotation of a GenBank genome assembly.
AUGGCUGGGCAUACUUAUAAAGCGCCGGAUGAAAGGAUUGGGGAAGCGAUUCGCCUCGACUGCAUUUUUCUGGAGGAGUUGGGCAGUGGCGGUCCACACGAAAGAGACUGGAAAGGUAUUGCAACGGCAUUGCUCGUCAUCAUGAUAAUCUGCUCACUAAUUGCUCUGGCUGUAUUGGUACUGACUCCGAAACGCGCCAUUGCCACAGUCAUUUCUGCAGAACUUCAGCUUCGAGCUAGCUCCGCUCUGGCUAAACUUGCCUUCCAUCCGCAUAAGAGCGAUUAA